AUGGAGCAGGGUCACCCAGACGUUCUCGGGCCGCAAGGAGCCGGUGCGGCGGAUGCGUGGGCGGGGGAGGGCGGCGCGUCGGGGAGCAGCGAGCUGCAACGAGAGCUUAAGGACUACCUCCUUCAGCCCGAAAACAGGCCCGUCCUCGAAGCCAUCCAGCGCAAAGAGCACCUCCAGGCCGUCAAGGACGAGGAACGCAGGCUCGGACUCCUCCUGAAGGACCGCAUCCUCCGCAGCAGCCCCGAGGUCCGGCAGGCCCUGGGCCCCCUCGUGGGCAUCCCCGUCCUGCGGCGCAUCAUGCUGACCUUCAUGAGCGACCCGAGCGGCGACUUCGAGCGCUGGGCGGCCAACCCGUACGUCCAGCGCGUCCUGCGCGGCGCCGCGGAGGCCAUCGGGCGCGGAGUCGUCAGCGAGGCCGACAUCGAGCAGUCGAUGCUGGCCAGCCUGAAGGACCCUCGCGGCGCGGGACACCAAGAGUUCGCGGCGAACGCGCACAGGAAGGUCGGGCACACACGUCCGCAGUAG
Messenger RNA from Pedinophyceae sp. YPF-701, 525 nucleotides. The record is from the annotation of a GenBank genome assembly. NCBI's taxonomy places the organism in Eukaryota, Viridiplantae, Chlorophyta, Pedinophyceae.